GCACGGGGUUCCCGGUUUCAGACUCGGGAAAGUGACAGAAGCCGCGCGGAGGAAGAGACCCAAAGAGAUCUCUGCGACUCGGCAGCCACCCAUCCUCGGGGGAGCACUGAGCUCCCCCGCCCCCGGCUCCCGCCCGGCCUGGGGGGCUCCUCCAGCAUCGGCCCCACCCCCGGGCUCCCCAUGGAAGCCAGCUGCGCCCCGGGAGGAGCAGGAGGAGGAGUCGGCUGAAAGCCCACGGUGCUUUCGGCGCCGCUGCCCUAAGGCCCCCCAGCGCCCCCGACCCGCGCCACCCCCACCGCUCCUCCCCCGGGGCUCGCCGGGACCUGCCCCCCGGGCCGCCUGCCCGAGCCCAGCCGCAGCCGGGUGCGGGGAUCGCCGUCGCCCUGGAGUGAGGGAAGCGCAGCCCGAAGGGGUCCCCUGGAACCCGGCGCGAUGGACGCCGUCUUGGAACCAUUCCCGGCCGACAGGCUGUUCCCGGGAUCCAGCUUCCUGGACUUAGGAGACCUGAAUGAGUCGGAUUUCCUCAACAAUGCGCACUUCCCGGAGCACCUGGACCACUUCGUGGAGAACAUGGAGGACUUCUCCAAUGAUCUGUUCAGCAGUUUCUUUGAUGACCCUGUGCUGGAUGAGAAAAGCCCUCUGCUGGAUAUGGAGCUGGACCCCCCUGCUCCAGGCAUCCAGGCUGAGCACAGCUACUCUCUGAGUGGGGAUUCUGCACCCCAGAGCCCCCUUGUGCCUGUCAAGAUGGAGGACACCACCCAAGAUGUGGAGCACGGAGCAUGGGCACUGGGAAACAAGCUGUGCUCCAUUAUGGUGAAGCAGGAGCAGAGCCCAGAGCUUCCCGUUGACCCCCUGGCUGCCUCCUCCGCCAUGGCUGCUGCUGCCACCAUGGCCGCCCCACCACUGCUGGGCCUCAGCCCCAUCUCCAGGCUGCCCAUCCCUCACCAGGCCCCAGGAGAGAUGACUCAGUUGCCGGUGAUCAAAGCAGAGCCCCCGGAAAUGAGCCAGUUUCUCAAAGUGACACCAGAGGACCUCGUACAGAUGCCUCCAACACCCCCCAGCAGCCAUGGCAGUGACAGUGACGGCUCCCAGAGUCCCCGCUCUCUUCCCCCCUCCAGCCCUGUCCGGCCCAUGGCCCGCUCCUCCACGGCCAUUUCCACCUCUCCGCUCCUCACUGCCCCUCACAAACUGCAGGGGACAUCAGGGCCACUGCUCUUGACAGAAGAGGAGAAGCGAACCUUGAUCGCCGAGGGUUACCCUAUCCCCACCAAACUCCCCCUCACCAAGGCCGAGGAGAAGGCCUUGAAGAGGGUCCGCAGGAAAAUUAAGAACAAGAUCUCUGCCCAGGAGAGCCGUCGCAAGAAGAAGGAGUAUGUGGAAUGUCUAGAAAGGAAGGUGGAGACAUAUACAUCAGAGAACAAUGAACUGUGGAAGAAGGUCGAAACCCUAGAGACUGCCAACAGGACCCUGCUCCAGCAGCUGCAGAAACUCCAGACUCUGGUCACCAGCAAGAUCUCCAGACCUUACAAGAUGGCAGCCACGCAGACUGGCACUUGCCUUAUGGUGGCAGCCUUGUGCUUCGUUCUGGUGCUGGGCUCCCUUGUGCCUUGCCUUCCUGCAUUCUCUUCCGGUUCAAUGACUGUGAAAGAAGACCCUAUCGCAGCUGACAGCGUCUACGCAGCCAGUCAGAUGCCUUCCCGGAGCCUGCUGUUCUAUGAUGACGGGGCGGGCUUGUGGGAAGAUGGCCGAGGUGCUCUGCUGCCUGUGGAGACCCCAGAAGGCUGGGAGCUCAAACCCGGGGGUCCAGCAGAGCCGAGACCCCAGGACCACCUCCAACAUGACCGUGCGGACAGCAUCCACGAGACCACCAAGUACUUGAGAGAGACCUGGCCAGAGGACACUGAUGACAGCGGCCCCAGCCCCAACUUCUCCCACCCCAAGGAGUGGUUCCAUGGCAGGGAUCUGGGCCCCAACACCACCAUCAAACUCUCCUAGGCCACUCUGAGACCCAGGACACAGGACGGACACCCCGGCACCCAGAAGAUGCAUUCUCUCGUUCGAUGACCCAGAUCCAGCUCACACCCCUGCCCCCGGGGCCCUCUGCCCCAGGGGAAAGGGUCUUUCUUCUCCUCAGCCCUCCGGGUCUCUGUAGUGGCUGGGGACCCUCUAUGUCC
This is a messenger RNA of Apodemus sylvaticus (European woodmouse), 2174 nucleotides long. RefSeq names its product cAMP responsive element binding protein 3 like 1 (gene Creb3l1). Gene Ontology annotation, molecular function: DNA-binding transcription factor activity, RNA polymerase II-specific; cAMP response element binding. NCBI's taxonomy places the organism in Eukaryota, Metazoa, Chordata, Mammalia, Rodentia, Muridae. The record is from RefSeq and is a predicted model, not a curated record. The transcript is spliced from 12 exons. The coding region runs from base 433 to 1995 and encodes 520 amino acids. Gene Ontology annotation, biological process: regulation of transcription by RNA polymerase II.